UCCAACAUCUCCAUCGGAGCCGGUCCGCUGCUGAUCAUGGAACUCGCUUAUCCUCAGCAUCGAGGCAGACUCACUGUGAUGUAUAACAGCCUGUGGUACGUCGGAAGUAUCGUCGCCGCCUGGACCGUCUACGGAACGAUCAAGUACACGGGUCAGGUCUCGUGGCGGGUUCCCGUUGCUCUGCAAUGCCUUAUGCCGGUGCUUCAGCUUAUAGGCAUAUUUACGUUGCCUGAGAGUCCACGUUGGUUGUGUUCAAAGGACCGAUCUAACGAAGCCUUUGAGAUCUUGGUCAAGUAUCACGCUAGCGGAAACCGCGAUGACCCCUUCGUACGAGCUGAGUUCGCCGAGAUCCAAGAGACCAUUAGGCUUGAGAAGCUCGCGGCGGAGACGGGUUGGAUGGUGUUUUUCCAGACACCGGGAAACCGCAAGAGGCUGUUGCUCAUUGUGCUCACAUCGUUCUUCUCCCAAUGUUCAGGAAACGGCUUGGUCUCGUACUACCUUCAUGACAUUCUGAGUUCCGUUGGCAUCGACGAGCCUAACUCUCAAUCUCUGUUCAAUGGUGGUCUCCAAAUCUGGUCGUUCCUCGUUGCAAUCUGUUUCUCGGUCUAUUUUAUCGAGAAACUCGGUCGAAGAAUUCUCUUCCUCAUCGCUGCUGUCGGGAUGCUCGUUGUUUUCAGCGUCUGGACUGGAUGUUCUGCAGUGUAUGCCCAAACAGGAAACAAAGACGCCGGGUCCGCGGUUCUGGCGAUGAUCUUCCUCUUCUACGGCGUCGCUGGUUUCGCAUGGCCUGGCUUGACAGUCGCCUACUGCUCCGAGAUUCUCCCUUUCAGCAUCCGAGCCAAGGGACUGGCAAUCUGCCUGGGAGUGACAGCGCUCUCUGGCGUCUUGAACCAAUACGUCAACCCCAUCGGGCUCUCGUCGCUGGCUUGGAAGUUCUACUUUGUCUACAUCGUCAUCUUGGUCAUUGAGGUGGUCUGCAUCUGGUUCCUCUUUGUGGAGACCAAGGGACCUACUCUUGAGGAAAUCGCCGUCCUAUUCGACGGCAAGGAUGCCAAAGUUUCCAAGGAGGCGGGAAUGGACGGCGAUGCUACGUAUGAGCAAGUGGAGGUCCGUAAGGCUGCGGAAAAGGUCUAGGCGUUGUCCACAUAAGAAACAAGCCAGCAAAGAUGCCGUGGGUUUUGCAGGGUUGAAGCGACUGUACGGAUCAGUUCCGGAGACGAAUGUGGGUUGCUGGUUGAACACUGGACAGCGAAGGCAUGCCGUGUCGCCUGUCGCUUCAGAUCGGCUGGUCAAGCACGGAGGAUUUGAAUCAAAUUGACUGGGAGCGUCCCUGAUUAUCACAUGAGUGUGAAGCCGUGCUGUUGUCAGUUGAUGUCUUGAUGAGGUGACUGAUAAAGUGCGUCCAUGCCCUUGGGCUUUUCCUCCUCGUGGACCAGUAGGUAUUGUCGGCCUCAACAUCGUCACCGCCCUCGUCACAAAAUAAAGUAGCAAUAUGCUUGAAGAAUCUAAACUGACGAGAAUUAAACUAUCUUAGAGUGAACGAAAUCGCUAGUCGUGCCCGACCUAGCUGCCGGUCCAGCAACUCUCAAA
Colletotrichum acutatum is the source of this 1590-nucleotide messenger RNA. RefSeq names its product general substrate transporter. Bases 37 to 1134 code for a protein of 365 amino acids. The record is from RefSeq and is a predicted model, not a curated record. Gene Ontology annotation, cellular component: membrane. Gene Ontology annotation, biological process: carbohydrate transport; transmembrane transport. The transcript is spliced from 4 exons. Gene Ontology annotation, molecular function: carbohydrate:proton symporter activity. NCBI's taxonomy places the organism in Eukaryota, Fungi, Ascomycota, Sordariomycetes, Glomerellales, Glomerellaceae.